This is a messenger RNA of Ilyonectria robusta, 1665 nucleotides long. RefSeq lists its product as uncharacterized. Lineage: Eukaryota; Fungi; Ascomycota; Sordariomycetes; Hypocreales; Nectriaceae. The coding region runs from base 1 to 1665 and encodes 554 amino acids. The record is from RefSeq and is a predicted model, not a curated record. The transcript has a single exon.
AUGAGUGACAUAUUCCGAGACACUUUGCCGCUUCUCCCUGAGAUUUGGGAACCGAUAUGUUCUCACUUAUCGGCACAGGACGGCCUACUCUGCUUAAGGCUCACGUCAUCCCAGCUGAACCUUAUAGCAUUGCCGUACGCCUUCAAGUCUCUCCACCUCAAGGCUUAUGGCACAUCGGCGGAGCGAUUCACCACUAUCGCCAAGUCAACCAAACUUCGCGGCUUUGUUCGAGAACUCACAAUCAACACCUCGAUUGGCCCUGGGUUCGAAUACCACGCCAACGGGACCUACGAUAUCCCUAGUCCCUUCCUGAACGCGCUUCCGUACUUGCGCUGCUUCAGUAAAAUUACUGCACUGCAUCUGCGGUUCAAUGAGUUCUGUGGCGAUAGCAUUCGGGGACGCUCCUCAGUGAAAAUUGAGGAAUCUUGGGAUUUCCGAUACAGCGUGCUUGACACCAUUUUCCAUUGCAUUACGGGCAUUUGGACGCAGCGAAAGCAAAUCGAGAUCGACCAGCUGGUGGAUCUCGAUGGAUACGAGCCCGAGUACCCCAACGAUGAUCUAGGUAUCCCUUCAGACCAGGUCCUACAAAUCAAGCAACUCACAAUUUCCAAUCUGGCCGACUACCAUGAUUCUUAUUUCUAUUCAUCUGAAGCCUGGAAGAAGUUUUUGUGUCUAUCCAGCCUUGUGGAUCUCAAACUCGUCCUCGCUACCGAGAUUGAUUCCGCUGAGCCAGAACGAUCUGUUUUCUUUGAGGAAAAAUACGAAAUGUUCGACAACCUGCCACAAACGUGGUUAUCCCCAAGCCUUGGUGAGAAUCUGCGAUCUUUGUCGCUUUACUACCAGGGCUAUUGGGGUUGGUUUCCCAUGAUGGACUUCCGAAAGACCGGAGGCGACUCGCCGUUUCCACGGCUCAAAGUCCUGGCGCUUGGCAAGUAUGUCUUCAGUGAAGGAUGGGAGAUUGAUUGGUUCGCAUCUGUCGGCAAGAACAACGGUAGCCACGGACUGGAAGAGCUUUAUCUCGAUGACUGUCCCAUUCUGUUCCAGUCUCGUGAUCUGGGUAUGAACCGUACGGCAUUGGGCGCAAACCCUCACCAAGCUAGUACACGCGACCUCAUAGCCGCACACUCGAGUCCUGUCGUGUACAAGCACACGAUGAGAUGGCACCAUGUGCUCUCCAGAUGGGCAAAUUCUAUGAGAGGGCUCAGAAUAUUUAGGAUGGGCCUAGCUACCUUCGAUGCAGCUCAAAGGAAAGAGGCGUUUGCGCAUCUCGACGAAGAUGGGUUGGACCAGCGCAUUUUUCACAAUAUUCGCAGAAACCUCGCGUUUCCUUCGCCUGUGGACGAUAUGAAGGGCCAUGGGCUAUAUCUAGCGGGUCAAUGCCUGCAUGGUACAAAGAUUUCACAAUGGCGUUCAGCGCGGAUGCAGUACGUCAAGUUUGACGUGGGAAAAGGGCCUUCUCCAUACCUCGGGGCUUGCGACAAUCCCAGCUUGUCUGCUGACGGAUGUGCGCCGGAGGAGGGCACAGUUGCUAGAGAUGACGCUGCUUACGAGCGGCUCAUAGUUGCGACUAGGGUUCGGGCCCUCAGAUCAGAGGCAAGAGGUUUGUCAAUGGCAACACACUCACCAGAUAAGUCUUCACCAUUCAACUUCAAGAGCGGCCGGUGA